Molecule: messenger RNA, 1360 nt
Organism: Ahaetulla prasina
Lineage: Eukaryota; Metazoa; Chordata; Lepidosauria; Squamata; Colubridae
Gene: SNTN
Product: sentan, cilia apical structure protein
Exons: 4
Coding region: 86-517 (143 amino acids)
Molecular function (GO): calcium ion binding; transition metal ion binding
Source: RefSeq, a predicted model, not a curated record
CAGCACAAAGGUUUCUGUUUGCCAGUUUGCCAGUCCUUCAGUUGCCUAGAGAUCAUAAACAGUAGUAGCCAAGCUGCUGGAAAGGAUGUGUGGCUGUACCUCUAGCACUGAGACUACCUCAUAUUCUCUAGAUCAUUCAAAUGAUGUUUCUUCAACCAAAGUUUCCAAGAAAACACUCAAACGUGUUCCAAUUUCCAAGCAGUUGGCUUCUAUAAAGGGUCUAGGAAAAAGCUCUGAUCUAGAAAAAGCUGUGGCUACAGCAACCUUGAUUUACGAUAAUGCAGCAGAUGCUGAGGGCAAACUCAGCAAAUGUGAAGCUAAGAAGCUGCUCCUAAUUCAGUUUAUGCAUUUUAUACAGGGUCAAGAAACCAAACCAAAGUAUCAGGAAAUGAUGUCUGCUCUUGAUGAGAACAAGAAUGACAAAAUCGAUUUUGAAGAUUUUAUGGUUCACGUGGUUAGUCUCACCUUGAUGUCUGAUCUGCGGCAAGAGAUUCAAAAUGUGCAAAAAUCUAAAUGAUUAAGAAUGUCAAUUAAACAGACUGGGUUGGGAAGGGGGGAGGUUGGAUUUUUAAAGUGCUUUAGGGAACAUUACUAUUCCAGAUAAAAUUAUUUGGGACAUUAUUAAUAUCUAUCAAUAAAUCAAUAUUAUAGACCAAGUAGCUCUUUGGGCAACAAAGGUACAAAAAUAGAUUAGUUGUCCGUUUCUGAGAAGAAGAGCACACUUUGAAAAGGAAUGCUUCUAAAUUCUGCAAAAUAUUGUGCUAGAUGAAGUUUGAUUAUUAAGUGAAAUGUUAACGAACAAAUCCAUCUGCAAAAUUCAGACUGUGGUCUAGAUACAGCCAUAUUGUACAAUAACAGCUAUGGGGAGAAUAAUUUCCUGCCCCAAUUCCAGAUAUCUCAUAAAAAUAAAGGUUUUUAGCCACAGCCAGUGACUGGUAGAAACAUAUCUUUCCAUUUAUACAAGGAAUGACUAUGGAGAAGAUACCUGAUGAUGUAUAUGAUGCCUUAAAUAUCGAUUAAUUUGUUUACACAAAGAUACCAGUAGUUGAUCACCUUCUUCUGUUGUACAGAUGAUAAUUCAAACCAGGAAUUUCAAUCUGGAAAGGCCUAAAUUCAUACUAGCGAAGUAUAAUUGUUCAAUGCCCUUGAUAGCUAUACUGAAUGAAUUUCACAUUGGCUUUUAAGGAGUUUUACCUACAGUAAUUUUAACUAACUUUAGGAAACUUUCAGGAUUGAAAAGCUGACAUUCAAUAAUGGUUUAUGUCUAAAUUUAAAGGAAGAUUAUACUAUUUAUUCCUAGUAACUUUGAUUUGAUUAUUCCAAGCUCCAUUAAGCUACUGUAAUUAAAACAUCAAUAAAA